Molecule: messenger RNA, 2133 nt
Organism: Dendronephthya gigantea
Lineage: Eukaryota; Metazoa; Cnidaria; Anthozoa; Malacalcyonacea; Nephtheidae
Product: transcriptional regulator Myc-A-like
Exons: 2
Coding region: 165-941 (258 amino acids)
Biological process (GO): regulation of transcription by RNA polymerase II
Molecular function (GO): RNA polymerase II cis-regulatory region sequence-specific DNA binding; DNA-binding transcription factor activity, RNA polymerase II-specific; protein dimerization activity
Source: RefSeq, a predicted model, not a curated record
UUGAAGAAGAGGACAUUAGUGACGAAGUAUGGCCGUUGACGAUCUUUCUGACCCCGCCGUCGUCGCCAGACAGUAGUCCGACAUACGAAUCCAUCCUAAACGAGAAAUCCAACGAAAAUGACGAGAUUUUAUCAGGAGCGUCGCGCACAAAGGAUUUGAAAUGUAUGCUAAUUAGAGAUUGUAUGUGGAAUGGUGAAUCGCCUAAGAAAGGACGAAUCUUUGAAAAAUUACGACCGCUCGCGAAAACACCGCCACUGAUUGACUGUAAUCUACGAAUGUAUGUGGAUCCAAGCGAGAUUUGGCCUUUCUAUUUUAACGAUCAACUAAAGGCGGGAAAAACAGCUACUCUAGACAAUAACAAUGAUAACACAGACGAAGAAGUAGAAGUUGAUGUUGUUGGACUCGAAGGAAAUCCAAAAAUGGACGCCGUAAAAAAGGAAGGAAAGGAAAUAAAAUCGGAAAAAAGCGAGAAAUGCGACAGAGCGGAGUCGAGGAUCGUGGAAGAAGCGGAAAGCACUCCACAAUGCGAGAACACUGAUCAUGAUUAUUCAUGUAAACUUCGGUCUGGAGUAAAAAGGAGAAGAUCGAGUUGUAGCGAGUCUGAUAAAGAAAACUGUUCUGAACAAAAAACAAGAGUAUUAUCAGGAGAUGAAUCUGAUCCCGAGUGCGAGAUACUUGGUCGCGCUACACACAAUGUUUUAGAACGGAAAAGAAGAAACGAACUAAAGCUGCGUUUUCAAUACCUGCGGGACUCAAUUCCUGAUAUAUGUGGCAACGAUCGCGCUCCGAAAGUUUCAAUUCUACAGAAAGCGUACAGCUACAUUUUACAGCUGCAAGCUGAGGAAAGAUCUCUUGUACAACAGAUUAAGACACAAAAGAACCGCAAAGAUCAGCUCCUUAGGAAAGUCUUAGAAAUGCAAAACCGUAAUUUGUCUUUUUAGGACAAAUGAAUGACAGAUCGAUCAGCUGUAUCUUUGAGUGGUUUUCGCGUUCCAUUCAUUGAUUAUAAGAUAAGCUUGAAAUGCUCAAGGAGAAUUCUCUGAACAAAAAGGACGAUUAUUCAACUUGUUGAUUUGUCGUGGUUUAAUACAAAACUAAUCACGCAAUUGAAACUGCUGAAUACUGCAUGUAAGUAUAAACUUAGUUAGAUAGUUGUAGCCUAUUAUAUGCGAAAAUGGAGCAUGAAUUAUGCGAAAAUAUCAUUUUCAAAUCCAAAAAAAUAAGAAAACCACUAUAUUCUUUAUAGCUGUUUAGUAUAGCUAUAAUUUCAACGUAUUGUUCCUAUAUGUAUAUGCAAAGCGCAUAACACAAAAAAAUAGUGACAAGGAACAAUUUAUCAUGGACAACAAAUGACAUAAACGGUAUAAUUAUGUACAUAUCAUGUUGCGAAAGGCAAAAAUUUGCAUUAUCUAUAAACAUGCGUAUAUAGGAUGUAGUUUCUCUAUGUCGCCAGUAUUGGGAUCAAAAUGACACUUUUUAUCAUUGCUUGAUCUUUAUGUUUUCAUUUUUCUCAUGUUCGUCAACUAUAAUCAUUAUAAUUAUGCACUAUUUGCGAUAACUCUAAUAACUUGAGAUAAGCUGAUACGAUAUUUCUCGACCGCCUUUAUGCAAAAUAAGCAUUUCGUGUGGUCAGCUUGUGUGCAUGUGUACAAUAGUCUUUUUUCCACUAGACGUAUAGGAAAAAAUUAGUCCAAAGAAUUGCUUUCAAUCUUGACUAGAUUAAACUUCAGAAUGAAGGAACCAGUAUUGGUGGCAUAGAGAACUCCCUAGCAAAGACAUCUCAUUGCGUGCGACAUUGUUCAUAUUUAUAUUUUAUCAAAAAUAGUACAUAUUAUACAAAUUGCACAGUCAUAAUCAUUGCACACACUGUAUCAAGACAUAUAUAGCACAUAUAUAUAUACCAAUUGCACUUUGAUGUACCCAAUCAAAUUAAUGAGCACUACAUGCAAGUUUUAAUGCAUUACGAAAUGGCAAUUUCUGAUUGAAUGAAGAUGAAUUUCAAUGAAAGUUAAACCAAGGUUUUGAAAAUUCACCAAUUCUUGUAAAACCUGAAAAGAGGAAGGCGACUUUUGGUUGUUCAACUUGUAGUUAUGAAAUUUAGUUUUCAAUUUCCCAUGGCCAGAAAAUUCGGAC